Molecule: messenger RNA, 2073 nt
Organism: Penicillium canescens
Lineage: Eukaryota; Fungi; Ascomycota; Eurotiomycetes; Eurotiales; Aspergillaceae
Product: CeGAL family transcription factor
Exons: 5
Coding region: 1-2073 (690 amino acids)
Biological process (GO): DNA-templated transcription; regulation of DNA-templated transcription
Molecular function (GO): zinc ion binding; DNA-binding transcription factor activity, RNA polymerase II-specific; DNA binding
Source: RefSeq, a predicted model, not a curated record
AUGGAAUCAAGCUCAAGUACCGCAAGUACCUCCGGGCCCGCCGGUGCCAUCCGAAAGAACAAGGCCAUUGCAAAGCGGGCCUGCGACCAAUGCAAGUUCCGCAAGAUCAAGUGUAGCCUGUCGCAGCCCUGCAAGGCCUGCCAGUCCAUGGGCUUUGAAUGUACAUUUUUUCAACCUCAGAAGAAGCGCGGACCAACGGGGCAUCGCGUAUCGCAAAUCCGCCAGCAGCAAACUCCUCUGCGAGAGGAAGCUCUCCCAAAGCAAAAUGCUUUCCAGUAUCAGAGCACAACGCCUUCCGUGGAGCCCGGGCAGCCGGGUCCGUUGCCCGGAGCACCGUGGCCGUCGGCGCAUGGUCCAGUCACGAUGCCAUUAGAGGGCGCUGCUGUCCUGGCACCAUCAGCACCCCCAGCUUCAAUGGGGACAGCUUGGGGCGCGGAAACUCCGUCCUUGGAUUCUCACAGUAACAGCGCAAUGAGCUGGAAUGAACGAAAUGACGUCGAGUAUUGGCUUCCAGAUAACCUGGAUUCCCAAGUCCCAGUGUUCGAAUUCCCAGGAAGCAAUGUCUAUCUCAAGCCAUCUCUCCCAUCUAUUAUCCAGCCUGUCCCGGAUGCUCAGGCUAUGGGCCUGCCUCCACAGGAGGCUCAAAAUAUGCCAUUUUCACCGACCGUCGGGUCUAUGCACUCAGAUAACCAGGAAGGCGAUGCUUCCUGGCCAUCGACGAUCAAUGAAGCCAAUAUGAUCCCUUGGAUCGACGUCUACUUUGAUCGGUUACACCCGACCUUACCCGUUCUCAACAGAUCCAGCUUGUACACCGCAAUGCUUACUCAGGAGCAUCGCAAAAAUCCCCAGUUCGGGGCAAUGCUCUUGUCAUUAUGUGCAUUCUCACUCACGCAGCCAAUUGAGAUUAAUGAGCGGCCGACAACUUCAUCCCGGGCCCUUCAGGCUCGGGCUAUGAUGCACGAGGCGACCAAAAUGCGGAGCUGUUCUGAUUUUGGUGAAAACCCAACUAUCGAGGCUGUAUUGACGAGCUUCUUCCUUUUUGGGUGUUUGUUUGGGAGUAAUCAGCAUAAUGCAGCUUGGUUGCGGAUACGCGAAGCCCUCGAUCUUGCGGCUUCGCUGGGGUUGAAUGAUCCUGAUUCAUAUCAUGAACUGUCUGGCGAAGAGAAGGGGCAGAGGCUACGAACCUAUCUCGUUUUAUCGAUCACAGAAAGAGCCUAUGCUUUGCAACGGCGGCAUCCAAUAACAUUCUGGGGCAAACCCGGUUUUACCAUGCGUUCAGUCCACGACUUCAUUCACAGUGCCACGCAUAGCGUUGUCUCCGGAAUCAUUGUCCACAAUGAGAAAGACGCCGAGGGAAUGAUGGGUCUCGCACGAAUGAUGGAACUCUUCGACGCAAUAGACGAAGACGUAAUCGAUUGCUGGAACCGACGAUGCGACAUCAGCAACGGGUACUGCCAGAGACUUACAGAGGCCAAAGCUCUAUCAAUUCACCAAAAUCUCAGUCGUAUCAACCAAGCCGAACGAUAUAGAGGCUAUGACUGGUUCGAACGAGCCAAGGGUGGCCGCGGUGAAACCAACAAUGUUCUCCUCGCUAUGGGACUGCGUGAGACUCAAGCCGCCGACGUCUUCAUUACCCAGAAAUGGCUCCAGAACCGUGUUUGGCUACUCUCUUCAACACACGGUCUUUUGAGUGUUCACUCGGAACGGCCCGAAAUGACCUUUGGGUAUGCCGUAACUGUUGCCGAAUCAACUCUCCAGCUGUGUCAGUCAUUACGGCUUAGUUCCAUGGAGGCUCAUGGUAUAGGUCUGACCGAAAAACUGUACGAUAUCGCCAUCUGCGCAACAAAUAUCCUGUGCAAUACCAGCCCGCCUUGCACCCUCAACAUGCCAAUCAACUUCACCGAAAACAUCGCCCCUGCUACAUCCUCGACGCCACAGUCUCUAGCUGAGGACUUCCUGCUACUCAUGACCAGCUUCCGUGGGGGAAAUCAUCCUUAUUUGGAGAAAUAUAGAGCACAUCUGCGUUCGCUGCAAAUUAUGGAAGCUAAACCUCAGGAGUGGCCUCAGCGGUGA